This is a messenger RNA of Talpa occidentalis (Iberian mole), 1236 nucleotides long. It is a transcript of the gene CUNH1orf174, whose product is annotated as chromosome unknown C1orf174 homolog. The record is from RefSeq and is a predicted model, not a curated record. NCBI's taxonomy places the organism in Eukaryota, Metazoa, Chordata, Mammalia, Eulipotyphla, Talpidae.
AUGGGGGCCCGCGUGCUCGGGCAGCUGUGCUCCUCGCUGCUCCCCCUGGACGGGUUCUCCCCUCCGGGCCUGACGCCCGCGCGGCGGCCUCGGCCCGGCUCGCGGCGGUGCGGGCGCGCGUCCGGCCUGGCGCGGGGCCUCGGCGGCGGCGCGGGCGGCGGCGCCGCUCACACCCAUGAGGAGCCGCAAGGUGCCGUGCGCUCCUCGGCGCCCCGCAGCUGCUCCGCCAGGUUGGCCUCCGCCCCGGACGUCGCGGCCGCCGCGCCCGCCAGGCCCGCUUGCCAGCCCUCUUCCUCACACAGAGCUGCCGACCGGCGGGCCUCCAAGAAGUUCAAGUGCGACAGAGGCCACCUGGCCAGAUCGGAGUUACCGGAGCCGGUGCCUAAGGGUGCUGGUGCUGCUCUGCCUGAAGUGUCCCCAGACGCCCCUUGUAAGAAUGAGCCCCUGGAGCUUGCAGAAGACAGGGCACUGCCCCCCCAAAUGGAGCCGACCCCUCCGCACAGCAGGAGGCCAGUGGCCUUCCCCUGGGCAGCAGCCGAGCCAGCAGCGAGGCCAGCGCCACAGGGACUGAGGACGGCCCAGCCCCGCCCGCGACCGAUGCAGUCCGGAGAGGUCGAGAGCGGCUGCCUCUCCAGGGACGACCCGGUGCCGGAGGCCCCACCCCAGGGGUCCCCGCUGCAGAUGGACAACAGCGUCUUUCUGGACGACGACAGCAAUCAGCCCAUGCCCGUGAGCCGCUUCUUCGGAAACGUGGAGCUCAUGCAGGACCUGCCACCGGCCGCCUCUUCAUGCCCCUCCAUGAGCAGGCGCGAGUUCAGGAAAAUGCACUUCAGAGCCAAGGACGACGACGAGGACGAGGACGGCGCCGAGGUGUGAGGUGUGGCGGCAGGGACAGGACUGUGGGGCCUGAACCCCAGAUGGCGUGUCCCCGCUCAGGCCGCGCCGGCCGUGGAAGCCGGGGUGCAGACAGGGCAGCGCGACGGCUCGGCCGCAGUGGCGGGGUCACGAGGCCUCGGAAGGAAACUAGAGCGGUCUGGUUUUGACGGCGGCAGGUUUAGUUUCCAUUAUCAAAACUUGAUCAUUCUUGUGAUUAAUUCGAUGCCAGUUCUUAAAGAACUCACUUUUAUUUCUGUACCUGAAGCUAAUGUUUACCUUGGAAACUUUGCAAAGUACAGACGAGAAAGAAAUAAAAUAUAUUUUAAAAAUGUUUUCUAAGAAGUCUCCUGUCCUGAACCG